Molecule: messenger RNA, 840 nt
Organism: Aspergillus melleus
Lineage: Eukaryota; Fungi; Ascomycota; Eurotiomycetes; Eurotiales; Aspergillaceae
Exons: 2
Coding region: 1-840 (279 amino acids)
Source: RefSeq, a predicted model, not a curated record
AUGAAUCGGUUUCGCGCCCCCAGGAGGACACCUCCCGAAGAUCCUCCGUCCGAUGCUGAGCCACAUACCACCGAGCCGGAGACUGAAGAGCCGUAUUAUCCCGACCUCUACGAUGUACUCAAAACUCGACAUAUCCUGCGAUGGAAGAUUGUUCCCGAAGGAUUGCCUCUGGAGAUCGUGGAUCUGAUUGUGGAUGCGGCUGAGUAUUGGGCUUCGGUGGAAUCAAAGAUGCAAGGGCAGCGUAUCAUCCGGCAAGACGGGGAUCAGGUACUUGUGCGAACGAGUCCGUUAUGCUAUAAUGAGAAGACGCUGGGUAGCCCGUCACCAAAACUGCUGCCGCAUCGAACGAUCCACCCAUGUCGGAAGAUUGUCUUUUCCAUCGCCUCUCACGAUCAGGGCUGGGGUGGUCGUCGUCGACAAGAUCGCAGUCCGUUCGAGGGGUCCAAUACCUGGUUUGACUUUGAAGUGGUUCACUCUGCGCACCAGGGCACCCCGGCAGAAACCUCGACGCUUCCAGAAGUAGGGGAGAAUGGGAUUCGACUGAGGGCCGGUCAUCCUCUCCUCAACCCCAGUAGACAGAAGCUACAAUCGAAUCGGACAUACGACAGGCAAACCCAUCACUAUACCAUCACCUGGCACCAUCUCGACCGUGUCCCAGCAGAUUCGGAGGAGGCCGAGGAGAUCGAGCGUGCUCAGGGUCGGGGCCGAGCCACGCUGGAUGGCAACCAGAUCCGCACUCUGGGACUAGGCGAUGCGAUUUCCAUCUGGGGACGCGCUCGAUAUGGGGGAUGGUCGAACCAUGUGGAAGAAGUGGCGGUGCGAGUGUUCUGGGCGGUAUGA